Messenger RNA from Protopolystoma xenopodis, 1872 nucleotides. NCBI's taxonomy places the organism in Eukaryota, Metazoa, Platyhelminthes, Monogenea, Polystomatidea, Polystomatidae. The record is from the annotation of a GenBank genome assembly.
UUUCUGACCGAUUAUAUUGAUGACUCUCUAAUAAAGAUGACGAAAAGGAAAUUCCGUUUAAUGCUCAUUAUCAUGGCCCUCUUGAUUGCUGCGCAGAUGCCCUUCGACGAAAAUGAGACAGAUUCCAUCGACUCCGGAGGUCUCCUAACCUUUGUGACCAUAGUCACUGUGCUGACACUAUAUCUGAACACAUUUAAAGGUCUGACACACAAAUCAUAUGUCAUCGCUUCCACAACUCUUUGCCUCUUUGGCAACGUUGCAUUCUUCCUGCUGAAAACUUGUCGCUCCCAGAUGCCAUCGCGAGAAUCGGUGUCCAGCCUCAUUUUCAACUUCGUUACUCACGUAUUUUGUCCAAUAAACGGAGCCACAAACUAUUUGAUAAGUUUGAUCUUUCUUGUCGCCUAUCUCUCGCAGAUCGUUACAAACAGAUCCACAGCAGUGAGCGGCAAGGCCCAGGGCGAAUAUCUAGUUGAAGACAGUCUUACUACCAUCUUUCCCAUUCUUUCGAACAUUUUCCUCUGGAGCCUGGUGAUCUUUAUUGGGACAUGGCUCAAAUAUAUGAAUAGUCUACGCUUGAAAGCAGCUUUUCUCUGUCUGGGUCAGGGAGUACAGGCGCAAUCGGCUUGUCAUAAGGCAGUGAAUGAGCAACGCCAAUGGAUCGAGGCAGUUGUGCCUUCUCAGGUCACCCGUGAAUAUUGGAAAUUGAGAAAGGCAAAGGAAGAGCUCGGUUCAAAGAUGUGGGUAUAUUGCAAGAUCUUCGAAAAUGUAUCUAUUCUGUUCGCAGACAUCGUUGGUUUCACAAAGAUGAGCUCAAACAAACAGGCGUGUGAGAUCGUACGGCUUUUGAAUGACCUGUUCAACCGGUUCGACGACCUUUGUGAGCAAACGAACUGUGAAAAGAUUGGAACCCUAGGCGAUUGCUAUUAUUGCGUUUCAGGUUGUCCCAUUCCAAGAUCUGACCAUGCCGCCUGCUGCGUUGAGAUGGGUCUAGGCAUGUGUCGAAUCAUCAGAGCGUUUAAUCGCGAUUACGGAGAAGACGUUAAUAUGCGAGUUGGUGUACACACUGGUAGAGUUAACGCAGCCAUAAUUGGAAAUCGGAGGUUUCGUUAUGACGUCUUCUCAUAUGAUGUGAUCAUCGCUAAUGAAAUGGAGUCGAGUGGGCAGCCGGGUCGAGUGCAUAUUUCAGAGACAACAUUUCAGCAAAUCAACCUGCUUUACAAUGUGGCAAAGGCUGAGGAUGUGUUAAUUCGCAAAGAGGAGAUGUCUGGAAUAGCUGGCAUGAUAUUGACGAUGAUUCCGAUAAAGACUUAUUUCGUAGACCAGCGUUCUUCUGUGCUCCGUCGGAAAAAUGAGUGCUACGGAAAAAAACGAAGCGGAUUCCGCGUAAUAGGAUCGCGGAACAGUUCUGACGGAGACGUUGAAAGAAAAGGUGGGGAAGAAAAUGCACUAAAAGAGUCAGCUGAAGAAGAUAUGAGUAGGCUUGGAGAAGAGAAUUUAGAUUGGGAAGACGAGCUUGAAGAACAAGAAGGCCUUGUGCCGAAAAGCUCCACUGUUGAAAAGAAGAAAGCAACUAAAAUAUACGCCAAGGAGAACCUCUGGGAUAGCGAAAAAAACGAGUUUAUGCAACGUAUGAAAGCUACUCGUGCUGAAUUCAACCGAGAUAAGCAACUUAUCGAGGCCCUACAAAGUGAUCCUUUUCAACAAAUUAAAAAAUUGUGCGAUUUACCAGUUGACUCGCUUACAAACCGGUUUCUUGACCCAGAAUUAGAAUGGCAUUAUUUAAUAGACACGACUGAGUGUGUAAAGCCUUCGCAUGUGCACUCCAUAAAGUUGGCGCCUUUACUCGACGCAGCCAACUCAGCACUACUAUAA